Messenger RNA from Phacochoerus africanus (Common warthog), 5623 nucleotides. It is a transcript of the gene SCYL2, whose product is annotated as SCY1 like pseudokinase 2. Bases 254 to 3046 code for a protein of 930 amino acids. Gene Ontology annotation, molecular function: ATP binding; protein kinase activity. The record is from RefSeq and is a predicted model, not a curated record. The transcript has 18 exons. Lineage: Eukaryota; Metazoa; Chordata; Mammalia; Artiodactyla; Suidae. Gene Ontology annotation, biological process: protein phosphorylation.
GGUCUUCUUCCCUCUCCCUGGCUCUUCCUCCCCAGACCCUCCCCACCCCUCCCCCUUCCCUCCUCCGGUUCCAGUCUUUGAGGCCGCGGGAGUGUGAGAGGCUAUGGAGUAAGCCGGCGGCUGCGGCCCGGCGCCAAGGCUGAGCAGGAGCAGCCAGGAGGCGUUUGGAGGGGCGGGGGAAACAAGCCCCAGCACCGCCCCUCCAGGGGGGUAGAAGGGAAAGAGGAUACUGUAACUACCCAGGAUUGCAGCCAUGGAGUCCAUGCUUAAUAAGUUGAAGAGUACUGUUACAAAAGUAACAGCUGACGUCACCAGUGCUGUGAUGGGAAAUCCUGUCACUAGAGAAUUCGAUGUUGGUCGACAUAUUGCCAGUGGUGGCAAUGGGCUAGCUUGGAAGAUUUUUAAUGGCACAAAGAAGUCAACAAAGCAAGAAGUGGCUGUUUUUGUCUUUGAUAAAAAGUUGAUUGACAAAUAUCAAAAAUUUGAAAAGGAUCAAAUCAUCGAUUCUCUAAAACGAGGAGUCCAACAGUUAACUCGACUACGACACCCUCGACUUCUUACUGUUCAGCAUCCUUUAGAAGAAUCCAGGGAUUGCUUGGCGUUUUGUACAGAACCAGUUUUUGCCAGUUUAGCCAAUAUUCUGGGUAACUGGGAAAAUCUACCAUCCCCUGUAUCUCCAGACAUUAAGGAUUAUAAACUUUAUGAUGUAGAAACCAAAUAUGGUUUGCUUCAGGUUUCUGAAGGAUUGUCAUUUUUGCAUAGCAGUGUGAAAAUGGUUCAUGGAAAUGUUACACCUGAAAAUAUAAUAUUAAAUAAAAGUGGAGCCUGGAAAAUAAUGGGCUUUGAUUUUUGUGUAUCAUCAACCAAUCCUUCUGAACAAGAGCCUAAGUUUCCAUGUAAAGAAUGGGACCCAAAUUUACCAUCAUUGUGUCUUCCAAAUCCUGAAUAUUUGGCUCCUGAAUACAUACUUUCUGUGAGCUGUGAAACAGCUAGUGAUAUGUACUCCUUAGGAACUGUCAUGUAUGCCGUAUUUAAUAAAGGGAAACCUAUAUUUGAGGUUAACAAGCAAGAUAUUUACAAGAGUUUCAGUAGACAAUUGGAUCAGUUGAGUCGUUUAGGAUCUAGUUCACUUACAAAUAUACCUGAGGAAGUCCGUGAACAUGUCAAACUACUAUUAAAUGUAACUCCAACUGUAAGACCAGAUGCAGAUCAAAUGACAAAGAUUCCCUUCUUUGAUGAUGUUGGUGCGGUAACACUGCAGUAUUUUGAUACCUUAUUCCAAAGAGAUAACCUUCAGAAAUCACAGUUUUUCAAGGGACUGCCGAAGGUUCUACCAAAACUGCCCAAGCGUGUCAUUGUGCAGAGAAUUUUGCCUUGUUUGACUUCAGAGUUUGUAAACCCUGACAUGGUACCUUUUGUUUUGCCCAAUGUUCUACUCAUUGCCGAAGAAUGUACCAAAGAGGAAUAUGUCAAGUUAAUUCUACCUGAACUUGGCCCUGUCUUUAAGCAGCAGGAGCCAAUCCAGAUUUUGUUAAUUUUCCUCCAAAAAAUGGAUUUGCUAUUAACCAAAACUCCUCCUGAUGAGAUAAAGAACAGUGUCCUGCCAAUGGUUUACAGAGCCCUAGAGGCACCUUCCAUUCAGAUCCAGGAACUCUGUCUGAACAUCAUUCCAACCUUUGCAAAUCUUAUAGACUAUCCAUCCAUGAAAAAUGCUUUGAUACCAAGAAUUAAAAAUGCAUGUCUGCAAACGUCUUCCCUUGCUGUUCGUGUAAAUUCAUUAGUGUGCUUAGGAAAGAUUUUGGAAUACUUGGAUAAGUGGUUUGUGCUUGAUGAUAUUCUGCCCUUCUUACAACAAAUUCCAUCCAAAGAACCUGCGGUCCUCAUGGGAAUUUUAGGUAUUUACAAAUGUACUUUUACUCAUAAGAAGUUGGGAAUUACCAAAGAGCAGCUGGCGGGAAAAGUAUUGCCUCAUCUCAUUCCCCUGAGUAUUGAAAACAAUCUUAAUCUCAAUCAGUUCAAUUCUUUCAUUUCCGUCAUAAAAGAGAUGCUUAAUAGAUUGGAAUCUGAACAUAAGACUAAACUGGAGCAACUUCAUAUAAUGCAAGAACAGCAGAAAUCUUUGGAUAUAGGAAAUCAAAUGAAUGCUUCUGAGGAGACAAAAGUUACAAAUGUUGGGUCUCAGCAGAUUGACAAAGUCUUUAACAACAUUGGAACAGACCUUUUGACUGGUGGUGAAUCAGAAAAUAAAGAGGAUGGGUUACAGAAUAAACAUAAAAGAGCAUCACUUACACUUGAAGAAAAACAAAAAUUAGCAAAAGAACAGGAGCAGGCACAGAAGUUGAAAAGCCAGCAGCCUCUUAAACCACAAGUGCACACACCUAUUGCUCCAGUCAAACAGACUAAGGACCUGACAGACACAUUGAUGGAUAAUAUGUCAUCUUUGACCAAUCUUUCUGUUAGUACCCCUAAAAUUUCUUCUUCAAGUACCUUCACUUCUGUUCCUUCCACGGGCCUUGGCAUGAUGUUUUCUACACCAAUCGAUAACACAAAGAGAAAUUUAACCAAUGGCCUAAAUGCUAACAUGGGCUUUCAGACUUCAGGAUUCAACAUGCCGGUUAAUACAAAUCAGAACUUCUUCAGUGGUCCAAGCACACCUGGAGUGACCAAGAUGACAUUGGGAGGAACACCUUCCACUUUGCCAAACUUCAAUGCUGUGAGUGUUCCUCCCGCUGGUGCGAAGCAGACUCAACAGAGACCCACAGAUAUGUCUGCUCUUAACAAUCUCUUUGGCCCUCAGAAACCCAAAGUUAGCAUGAACCAGUUAUCACAACAGAAACCAAAUCAGUGGCUUAAUCAGUUUGUACCUCCUCAAGGGUCUCCAGGUAUGGGCAGUUCGGUGAUGGGAACACCGAUGAACACGAUAGGACAGUCUGCCUUCGGUAUGCAGGCUAAUCCUUUCUUUAACCCACAGAACUUUGCACAGCCACCGACUACUAUGACCAAUAGCAGUUCAGCUAGCAAUGAUUUAAAAGAUCUUUUUGGGUGAGGUGUCUUGCUCCUAUUUUUGAAGGAUCACUUCAGUUUUAAUCAUGGGUGAGCUGAUUUACGUAUUUAUACAGUUGGCUUGGAGGAACUACUUCCAUGGGAAAGUGAAUCGUUCUAUGGCAGGAAAAAGCCUGUUUUCAUGCCAGCAUAAUAGUUGUUUGGACUCCUACCAGUUGAGGUUUUUAAAGCUUUGAGGAUUUUUUUUUCCUCUUACCAACUCCUCUUCAGGUUUUUAAAAGACCCAACCCAUAUCAGUCUCAAUGAGAAAAAAAGAUACCUGAGUAUCCUCAAUAGCAGAAUUUUUAAAUCAAAUGUUUAUUUUGCUUGUAAAUCUUGGUGUUAAUUAAAAAUUGAGUUGAUGGUAAUUGCAAGUUUCAUCUAUUAAAUAAUACAUGGUACACAAUCUGUCUUCACAGGUCAUUAGUCCUCCUUUUAAUAUGUGAAAAAUCUUGAUGCUGUAUUGAUUUGUUUGCAUUUAAUGUGACUGAGUGAGAAAAGGAUAAACAUAAUGAAAAGGAUCAGGUCGUUUGCUUUUUCCAAUCUUAAUACUUCUCAGAUGAGCUAAUGUUUAGUAGAAAAGACUGAGCAAAUACUGCAAAAUUUAACCUUGAUUUCAUUGGUUUAAGCUACAGGCAUCAUUAACCAUCAUAAAUGCAAACUAAUCAUUGUAAAUUAUAUUUUAGCAUGGUCUGCCUCAAAUAGUAAUGUAUUUUUCUGCAUUUACUUGGGUAUGUUUAGAAUCAUUUUUUUCCUAUUGUAUCACAGACAGAAGAGGUAUGUACUGAUUUGUACAGAUAUUUGACAAAGCCACUGAUGUCCUUUCCCUGACUACUGCCUUCAUAUUUCAUUUUGAGUUCAAACUUCUGAGGUUGCAGCAUAGAUGAAUUGCAUUUUCAAAAGGAGAUUUGUAAGAAUUAAACUAUAUUUAAUGAGUAAACUUUUGAGAUUUCUGCUGUAUUGUUUCAAAUGUAAUAAACUUUACCUCUGUAAAAAUGAGCACUUGUAUCUUCUGGUUACCAACAGAUUACUUUUCAUCUUGUUAUGAUAAAGUCUGACUUCAUCAAUUACUGCAUCUGAAAUUUAAUUCUUUUCUAGGAAUUUCAGGACCUUUCAUUCAUACAUUUCCAUGUCUGUAAUUAGCCAUUUUUAGGAAGGAAAGAAUAAAUUCUUCUAACAGGGAACAUGCUUUCUUCUUCGAAGCCUUUCUCUGAGACUCCUCUUUGAUUUGUUGAUUAGCCAGCCACGGAGUCUUUAUGCUAUAAAUGUCAUUGUAUUUUAUUAAAUUAUAUUCCAUCAUUACAUUAUAACUUUAAAUUGAUCUUUCAGAGAGAAUUAUAUAUAAUUGCUACCAUAUUUUGUGGUUCUUAAUUAUCUGAAACCAGCAGUCAUUUAAAAGAAAUCGUACAAAGUUUAGUGUGCUGACACUAUAUUUAUUCAUUGAAAAAUUUAUAUACACACAGGGCUCAUACAGUACUUGAUUAUAAAAUGUAAUUUGGUUUUAAUAUUGCUGGCAACAUUCAGUUAGAGGAUACUUUAAAAAAUAAAAAAUCAUCUUUCUGUUUGGGUUCUGUUUGACCUAUACUUUGUUAUAUAAUUUUAGUAAAAGGACUCAUAGGAAUGCUGACAAAACUUACGCAAGAAAUGAAAAGUACUAGGAAGAUCAAAUAUUUUUGGCAAAUAUACUCAUACCUUGACCAGAUUAUCUGUCUUGUUUGUAAACAGUGUCUAUCUUGAGAAAAGUUUACAUGUGGAAUAAAAUUGCUUAAUGUUGAAGAAUUUUCCUUUGUAACAAUUCUAGUCACUGUUCAUUAGGAAAUCGCUUUUUAUUCUGUAAAGUAACUUGUGGUGAACUCCUAAGCAGAAGGAAAACUUAAUAUAACAAUUUAUAUAAUUUGAACUUCUAAAUAUAGAUUAUUUGAAAAAUAUGUGUAAUUCUUAGGUAAUUUUCAAAUCUUGAUAUUUGCUUAUUCAUUGAGGUAAUGGUGCUACAUUUUAAGAAAAAUUUCUACAUUGUUCCUACUUUCUUGAAGGUGUUUUGUUUAAAUCAUUUCUAUCAGUUGAACUGUUACGACUGCCUUUUUCUGUUGCGAAAUUGCCUCUUAAAAUAGUGCUAUUUUUAGGCUUAUAUUUCUCUGUGAACAAAAUUUUCAAAGUACGAGAUCACCUUAAAGUUAUUUUAGAUAUUGACAGCAUUUGAAUCCCUUGUGCUUAGAGUAGAAAAUUGGUAGGUUAAAAAGCCCAUGUAGACAAAAAAUACAAGACAGAUUCCCUUUUAUUUGAAUUGUUUCUUUAUUCUCCUAAUGCUAAAGUGUGAAAUAUGUAGAGGAUGCACAAAAGGAAAUGAAAAUAGACUUUGUACUUGGCUGGGGUUUAUUUGUUUUGUUUUUAUUUUGGAGCACUUAUAACCCUUCUUUUCACCUGAAUAAGUUAAGGAAGUAGGAGAUUUUUUUUUUUUUUAAACCUGUAAAAAUACCUCACAUGAUUGCUUUUACAUAUUAAAGGAAAAGGUAUAUGUGAAAGUACCUGAGAGCAAGCACAGGGUAUGCACCAAAUAAAUUUCAGCUUUGAUAAAACUUUA